CCCGGGUCCUGCUCCCGCGUCCAGUCGGGUCCUGCCCUCCGAACCCGCACGUCCGCCAGGCGCUGCUGCCACUCGGCCAUGGCCCCGCCGCGCCGUGCCAGCCCAGGGGUCGCUGUCGCCUGCUGCUGGCUCCUCACCGUUGUUCUAGGCUUCUGCAUGUCAUUCAAUGUUGAUGUGAAAAAUUCCAUGACUUUCAGUGGCCCAGUGGAAGACAUGUUUGGAUACACUGUUCAACAAUAUGAAAAUGAAGAAGGAAAAUGGGUACUUAUUGGUUCUCCUUUGGUUGGACAACCCAAAAACAGGACAGGAGAUGUCUACAAGUGUCCUGUUGGGAGACAGGAAUCAUUACCUUGCAUGAAGUUGGAUCUUCCAGUGAAUACAUCAAUUGCCAAUGUCACAGAAGUCAAAGAGAAUAUGACGUUUGGAUCAACUUUAGUCAGUAACCCAAGAGGAGGGUUUCUGGCAUGUGGGCCCUUAUAUGCCUAUAGAUGUGGACACGUGCAUUACACAACUGGAAUCUGUUCUAACGUCAGCCCAACAUUUCAAGUCGUGAACUCCUUUGCCCCUGUACAAGAAUGCAGCACUCAACUGGACAUAGUCAUAGUGCUGGAUGGUUCCAACAGUAUUUACCCCUGGGAAAGUGUUACACAUUUCUUAAAUGACCUUCUUGAAAGAAUGGAUAUUGGUCCUAAACAGACACAGGUUGGAAUUGUACAAUAUGGAGAAAACGUAACCCAUGAGUUUAACCUCAAUAAGUAUUCAUCAACAGAAGAGGUACUUGUUGCAGCAAAUAAAAUAAUCCAGAGAGGUGGCCGCCAGACUAUGACAGCCCUUGGAAUUGACACAGCAAGAAAGGAGGCAUUCACUGAAGCCCGAGGUGCCCGAAGGGGAGUUAAGAAAGUCAUGGUUAUUGUCACUGAUGGAGAGUCCCAUGACAACCAUCGACUGAAAAAGGUCAUCCAAGAUUGUGAAGAUGAAAACAUUCAGCGGUUUUCCAUAGCUAUUCUUGGCAGCUAUAACCGAGGAAAUUUAAGUGCUGAAAAAUUUGUGGAGGAAAUAAAAUCAAUUGCAAGUGAACCCACUGAAAAGCAUUUUUUCAACGUCUCUGAUGAAUUGGCCCUAGUCACCAUUGUUAAAGCUCUAGGAGAAAGAAUAUUUGCCUUAGAAGCUACAGCUGACCAGUCAGCAGCCUCAUUUGAAAUGGAAAUGUCUCAAACUGGCUUCAGUGCUCAUUAUUCACAGGACUGGGUUAUGCUUGGAGCAGUAGGAGCCUUUGAUUGGAAUGGAACAGUUGUUAUGCAGAAAGCUAAUAAAAUGAUAAUCCCUGAAAAUACAACGUUUAAAGUGGAGUCUACUGAAAAGAAUGAACCUCUUGCUUCUUAUUUAGGUUAUACAGUGAACUCUGCCACUGUACCUGGAGACGUGCUUUAUAUUGCUGGACAGCCUCGGUACAACCAUACAGGCCAGGUUGUCAUUUACAGGAUGGAAGGUGCUGACAUCAAGAUUCUCCAGACACUCAGAGGAGAACAGAUUGGUUCCUAUUUUGGCAGUGUCUUAACAACAAUUGACAUUGAUAAAGAUUCCAAUACUGACCUUCUUCUAGUCGGGGCCCCCAUGUACAUGGGAACAGAGAAGGAAGAACAAGGAAAAGUGUAUGUGUAUGCUAUCAAUCAGACGAGGUUUGAAUAUCAAAUGAGCCUGGAACCUAUUAAGCAGACUUGCUGCUCAUCUCUGAAGCACAAUUCAUGCACAAAAGAAAACAAAAAUGAGCCUUGUGGGGCUCGCUUUGGAACUGCUAUUGCUGCUGUAAAAGACCUCAAUCUUGAUGGAUUUAAUGAUGUCGUGAUAGGAGCUCCACUGGAAGAUGAUCACGGGGGCGCUGUGUACAUUUAUCAUGGAAGUGGGCAGACUAUCAGGAAAGAGUACGCACAACGUAUUCCAUCAGGUGGAGAUGGCGAGACACUGAAGUUUUUUGGCCAGUCUAUCCAUGGGGAAAUGGAUUUGAAUGGGGACGGUCUGACUGAUGUGACCAUCGGGGGCCUUGGUGGUGCUGCCCUCUUCUGGUCCCGAGAUGUGGCUGUUGUUAAAGUGACCAUGAAUUUUGAACCCAAUAAAGUGAAUAUUCAAAAGAAAAACUGCCGUGUGGAAGGAAAGGACACUGUAUGCAUAAAUGCUACAGUGUGUUUUGAUGUGAAAUUGAAGUCUAAAGAAGACAUGAUUUAUGAAGCUGAUAUGCAGUACCGUGUCACACUAGACUCAUUAAGACAGAUAUCACGAAGUUUUUUCUCUGGAACUCAAGAGAGAAAGAUUCAAAGAAACAUAACAGUUCGAGAAUCAGAAUGCACAAAGCACUCCUUCUACAUGUUGGACAAGCAUGACUUCCAGGACUCAGUGAGAAUAACCUUGGAUUUUAAUCUUACUGAUCCAGAAAAUGGGCCUGUUCUUGAUGAUUCUCUACCUAAUUCAGUGCAUGAACAUAUUCCCUUUGCCAAAGACUGUGGAAACAAGGAAAGAUGCAUCUCGGACCUCACCCUGGACGUAUCCACCACAGAAAAGAGCCUGCUCAUUGUCAAAUCUCAGAAUGACAAGCUCAAUGUCAGCCUCACAGUCAAAAACAAAAAGGACAGUGCGUAUAACACCAGAACAAUAGUGAAUUAUUCUCCAAACCUAAUUUUUUCGGGAAUUGAGGGGAUCCAAAAAGACAGUUGUGAAUCCAAUCGUAAUGUCACAUGUAAAGUCGGAUAUCCUUUCCUGAGAAGAGGAGAAAUGGUAACUUUUAAAAUAUUAUUUCAGUUUAACACAUCUCAUCUCAUGGAAAAUGUGGUCAUUCACUUAAGUACAACAAGUGACAGUGAAGAACCUCCUGAAGCCCUUUUUGAUAAUGAAGUAAAUAUUUCUAUCCCAGUAAAAUAUGAAGUUGGACUACAGUUUUACAGCUCUGCAAGUGAAUACCAUAUUUCAAUUGCGGCCAAUGAGACAGUCCCUGAAGUUAUUAAUUCCACUGAGGACAUUGGAGAUGAAAUUAAUGUCUUCUACUUGAUUCGAAAAAGUGGACAUUUUCCAAUGCCAGAACUUAAGCUGUCAAUUUCAUUCCCCAACCUGACAUCAGAUGGUCAUAUUGUGCUGUACCCAACAGGAUGGUCAUCUUCAGAUAACGCACACUGCGAACCCCAUAGUCUUGAGGAUCCUCUUGGAAUCAUCUCUGGAAAGACGAUUAAAUCAAAAUCUGAUGAUCUCAAACGAGGCACAAUUCUGGACUGCAGCACAUGUAAAUUUGCUACCAUCACGUGUAAUCUCAUUCCUUCAGACAUGAGCCAAGUGAAUGUAUCACUAAUCUUGUGGAGACCGACUUUUAUAAAAGCACAUUUUUCCAGCUUAAACCUUACCAUAAGGGGAGAACUUCAGAGUGAAAAUACAUCACUGGUUUUAAGUAGUAGCAAUCAAAAAAGAGAGCUUGCGAUUCAAAUCUCCAAAGAUGGGCUACCAGGCAGAGUGCCCUUGUGGGUUAUCCUGUUGAGUGCUUUUGCUGGAUUACUGCUGUUAAUGCUGCUCAUAUUAGCACUGUGGAAGAUUGGAUUCUUCAAAAGACCACUAAAGAAGAAAAUGGAGAAAUGAAACAUUAUACAAGAGAAAAAAAUAGCAAUUAUUCAAUGAUCUAUCCUCAGGUUUGCCUUAAAUAUGUGACAAAAAAUUUAUAAACAUAAUUAAAAACAUGGUCACAUAAUUCUAUAUAAUCCAUCAGGGACUUAUCACUUGGAAAAUGACAGAUCAAGCUGAUCCAAAAAGAUAUCCAAAGAUAUGUUUUAUAAACUGAUGAAAAAUAUUUUAAAUAAUUAUUCAUUUUUACUGAGUAUUUAAACAGUGUUACAAAGUGUUUUAAAGAAGAAUAACUUAUGCAUCUAAAAUAUUUAAGGAAUAGAUAAGAAUUUUUAAGAUCGUUGAAACAUCUACUUUCAAAAUAAUAUAAAUUAAGCUUUUCCCUUGAUUUCUGAUGGAUAUGCAUGUCCAGCAUGAAAGCAUUUGUAAUGCUAAGCAAGGAAUUAUCUAAAAGAUGUCACUUCUUCCAGUUCUAAUGAGAAAAGUUCCCCCUAGUAGAGUCUGUCUACCACAUGGACUAAAAAUAGAAUUAAAUCACAAAGAAUACAUUCAACAUCUUCGUGUUGGAUUCUGUACUUGGAAAAAAAUUUUUCCAAUGUGAUCAGAAAGUAAUGCAAUCGAUCUGAAAUUCUACCUAGGGUAGAAACUCAAGACAGACGCCUUAUUUAAAAACAAGUAUACUGAAUGGAUUAAGUUUUUAUAAAACAUGUUUAUUUUGAUGUUGAACUCUAAAUGCAAAACUCUUUUAUACUGAAAAAGAAAAACCACUUUAAAGCAGUUUUGUGUGGCACAGUUUCGUGAUUUAUCAUGAAAAGCCACAUUGUGUGGGGGAUAUGCUGAAAUGAUAGCUGAAUGGAAUGUGGCGGCAGAGACAAUUGCUACUGAAUGCUGAAAUCAUCUUUGCUGAGCAGAUUUUGCAUGGUAGAGGUUUCAUGAUGUAAAUCAAAAUAGGAGUCUUCUCAACUCCUUGGUACAGGUUCAUUUAAACCCCCAAGCUGUGAGAUUAUGCUUAUUUUUUUCAUUUUUAAAGAUAUAUUUAAUUUUCCAAACACAUUUCUUGUUUUUAUUAAAAGGCAUAUUCCAUUCCAGUAUUGCAUUUUCCCAAGAAGUCACUGCUUCUUUGAGUGUAGCAGAGCAAUAUUUAUACAGAAGCCCAGAAAUGUGCCGAAAACAACUUCAGGUUUGAAAGAUCCCACCAAGAGAACAGUAUCUCACCUCUGCGUGUGCUUCUUUGUUCUUGAAGUAAUCCUUGAGGUUGAUUAGAUUCUACUGUAACAUAAGCUCCCGGUUGUGCCAUUUCUUAGGAAAGUAACUGAAUGAAUGUAGAGUAGCUAGCUGCACUGGUGAACUACUGCUGUAAAAUUUGCUGAUACUUCUGCAACAACUCCCAUUUCUCCUCUUGAUUUGCCAUUCUAGUACCCGAACCUGUAGUUAUCCACAAAGUCCCAGGAUCUGCUUUUCUCAAAAAGCAGCCAACUAACACUGAAAUCAAUGCUGUUGAUUUAACUUUUUAAGGCUAUUUUCCAAGGAAUUCUCUGAUGUCUCAGAGUCAGCUACCUCUUGGCUCUGCACACCUACAUCUAGAAUCCAGAAGGCCAAGUCGAUGUGCCUGGGGGAUGCCAAGUUAUCCGUAGCUAGAAGAAGCGUUCAUCUUUUUAGAGAUCUGGUAUCCUCCUGCUGCCUGUCCUUGUUCACAAAUAGCUGCUUUUGGAAUUUGCUUCACUCUUGCCAUCCAUCCGCAGAUUCAGAAAUCGUUCUUCCCGCCUCGUGUCUUUGUUUUUCAACAAAACUCAGGGUCUGUCUGAUUCAGAGUCGGCGCGUUGUACAACCCUGCUGCACAGACUGCCCAGCAGCCCUCUCCCUUCUCAGCACAUUCUUAGAAGUAAAUCGAACAGAUAAAUUUAAAUUCAUACUUGGCAUCUGUGACUGCCACACAAAGCAGUCACUGAACCAUGAGUGUGAAGAUUCAAACUAAAUACUUUGUUAAGCCAAAGAGGAAAAAUAGAAAUUAGGGCAUGUUGACCUUUUUAGAAAAGAGAGGAGUCGCUAUCUGGCUGGACCAAAUAGCUAUUUAUAAACCUGGCACCAUUUUUAACAUAGGUCAUUCCUGGUUACCAAGUAGAAUAUUUAAUGAACAAGAGACCCCAUUUUCAUGUUUAUGAUUUGUAGGGAUUUAUGGGUCUGUAUGUAUGUUCAUAUAUGCACACACAAUAACACCAAAUAAUAGAGUUUACAAAAACUAAACAAACAAAAACUACAUCAGGAAAAAAUGUUGAUUCAUCUACUUUUCAUAUAGUUUUCAUUUUAAUUGAUGUUUAGGUUUAGCUUACAAUUCUUCAACUACCUAAAAACCAUAACUGCAGUUUUGGUUAAAAAACAUGUCAACAGAUGUCCCAGAUUAGCUUCUGCACAAAUGUUAUAAAACAUAUACAAUGAUUAAGAGAUAUGUUAGACGCUUGUUUUAUUUUUAAAUGAUUAAUAAGGAAAGUGGAUGAUAUUUAAGACUAUUAUGAGCUUGUUGCUAAAUUAAAUUAUCAAACUAUUUCUUGUUCUUUAGUAUUUAAAAAAUUGAUUAUUGCUUGCAUUGUGAAAUGAACAAUGUAUUCAGUCCCUUUACAUUCGUAUAUUGGCAAAUUAUUUAAUGACUUGCUCUCUGGGGGAAAUAAUCUCUAGUGUGUAUUAUUUAUCAAUUUCCAUGGUUAAAAUAGUAUCUCUGUAGCCAUUCUCAAGUUACCAGCAUGACCCUAACCAGCUUGCAGAACUCCUAGAAAUGUAUUGGUCAGCUCUUAGAAACAAUAUGAACUGGCUUCAGCUAUUACUGAAAUAAGUCACAUGCUGGGGAUGGAUGGAUAGAUAGAUAGAUAGAUAGAUAGUCUAUAUACAUACACAGAAACACAGAGCAUUAUAAUAUUCCAAAUUAUGUGGAAAUGCUAAUUAUUCAAGCCAGGUAGGCAUGACACUGUAUAAUUCCCCAUUAUUCAGUUUCAAUUCUAAAAUUUUAACCGUCCUUUAAUACUAAUAAAAUGAGAAGAACUUGCGUAAGAAGAAACGAGUUGAAAACAAGAAAAUACAAAAGGUGACCCACAGUGGAAAUCAGACCUACUCAGGAACCACAAAGAAGCUGUUUCACUUUCUCAAGGCCCCACAAGCAGCACAGUAAAAGGUCAUCCUUUGUAAAUAGCUUUAACUUCUGUGAUCCAAUUUAAAAUGCAGUGAUCCACUUUGUAAAACUUUUUUCUUCUGAACACUAGAUUCGAGGGCAGUUGAGUCUCUGAACAUUUUCUCUGUAUUAACUGUGUUUGAAAGGAGUCUUACGGAAAGAGAUACUUUUACAAAUUUUGGCACUUAAGCAGCCAUUUUAUUUAUAAAUGUAUAUAUAUGCUCACAUGAUAUAAAUGUCCUUUCCACUUUCUAUAAAACUGUAGGCUUAAUUGGAAAACAGCAAUAUUUGCACCAAAAGGAAAAAAAAUUUAAAGAACAGUUGCAUUGAGAUGGAGCAGAGGUGGCUGGUAGUAGAGGCUGUGAGACACUCUGCCCGUUUUCUCUCUAGGGCCACAGUGUGCACACUGUGAACAGUGACCCCAACGGCUCCCCUGGAAUGUGCUUUCCCCGGGGUGAUGUCUUUGUCAAGCAUCUUGUAAUCUGCUCUGUGAACUGUCUGUCUCGCUUUUCAGAACACUGAGAACACUGGGCAAGCCUCGGGCCCACACACCCUGUCUCCCAUGCCAUCGGAAGUCACAGUAUUGCCCAAAUAAAGUGGCUUCCAGCAAAUCAAUUGUGAAAAAGUCUCUGAUGCACUCUUCAUUUAUUUACAACACUUCCCAAACUCCCCGCAAGUAGUCUUCUCCCCAAGACAGCUUUUCAAGAAUCCUAAUGGGAAAAAAAAAAAAAAUCUGUUGAUAAAAUGCAGGCUCUGUUUGCUACAAAUACCAGCUUCAGUGAGUUGAUCAUGUAUACAGGAUGCAUUCCUUGGUUCCCCAGUGGCUCUCUAUAAGGUUGGCAUGGCAUAAUGGAGCAGGGACAAAGUAAAACAGACCUUCGAGAUGCAGCAUCUUUAAGACCUUCACAGGCUGUGUAAACACUCCCAGUGACGGUGCCAGUGGGGAGGCUGGAGGGAUUUGGCCCUUUGAUGAUUUUCCCCAAGUACUUCAUAGGCCCCACCUUUACCCAUGGAAAUAAUCUUUAAAAAAAAAAAUGAAAAGAGAGGCUUUCAGGAAAACUAAAAUGUAUAAUUUAAUUAUAAGCUGUAAGUAGACUUCGAAGUGCAAACACGGCUUCAGGGUGAGUCCUCUGGGCAUCUCCUGUCAAUCAAACUGCCAUCCCUAAACCCCUCCUGUACAAAAAUUCUGAAGCUGCCAUGGAAUAGAAACUCAACAGUGAAAAGAAACUCAGAACACAUAAGACUAAAUGCUGCCAUUUUCCAAAUGGUCCAAUGUUACUAUGUAGACAGUCACAUUGAUUUGGUAAGCAAAUUAGUAUUUUUGAAUCUUACAUUAAAAUUUAACCUUGAAUUUGGAAAUUCAAAGUUACAGCCUUUAAUCAUCAACCUUGAGCCAAAUGUAAAAUGUUAUAUGCAGGAUGUCAAACCCCAGCCCUGUUAAUCCCUACAACAUCUAGUAUCCAGGAAGUCAGGUUACUAACUGUUGGGACUGAAUCCUUGUGCUGCUAUAAAGAGCCUGAACUGAACCCCUAAUCCACCACUGUUUUCAUGCUCCAAGGUCACCCCUCACAUCAGAUACACAGGAACUGACGUUUUAACAGUACUAAGAAAUAUCAAGGAUGAGGCCUCCCUUCUAACUCUGGACUCCUUGCUUUGAGAUCAGUUCUUUUAGUUUGUAAUCCCCAUAUUUCACAUAUGGCAAAAGCUUUACCCGGUAGCUAAUGAAUUUAGAACUGUACACAAAGCUCCUUUCAUUUUUCCACUGCCACUGGCUGGACAAUCUCAAUACUGUUAGGACUGGGCAGCACGAGCCAGUCAAUUCGCAAGACCUAUCUACCCUCCACUUUCUAGUUGGUUUCUUCUCUCCUCAAUUGCACAGCAAAAUGUCUGCUUUUUUGCAUUUUAUUUAUUUGAGAAGCAGAGAGUUAGAUAGACAGUCAGAAUGUCGAUCUGCUGGUUCAUUCUAACUCCCAAGGUCUACAUUAGUAGGAAGCUGGAGUGAGAAACCAGAGCUGGAAAUCAGAACCAGGCACUCUGAUUGAUAUGCAGCACGGAUCUCAGUUGCCAGGGUAAAUGCCCAUUCUGGGUGUUUUGUUUUGAUUUGGGGCCUCCUCAGCUAUCUAUGAUUGAGUCUCUUGAAGGCCCUUGGAUGGUAGAUGUUAUCUUUAUAGGUGAGCAGAGACUCAGAAAUCUUUUAAUCUUAUAUGUCAUCAUAGGAAUCAGGAUAAUAAACUAGGGACCAGUGACACUCUAAAAAUAUGAUUUUAUUUGGUUUUAAUGCAAUUCAAAUCACAUUCUUAUUUAAGAAAAAAAAAACACUAGUGUGGAAUUUUAAGUGCUUUUCUGCCAUGUUCCUAAACUCAGUGUUUAAUCUUUUGUUUCAAUUUCAUCUGUGCAUAGAAAAGGACAUUUCCCAAAUGACAAUAGAAACAAAGCCAGUUGUGCUGUUGAGUAAUCCCCUAUCGACAUUACCUAUCGCAUUCCCUGAGAGAGUACAUGGGAAAAACUGAAGGAGUAGCCAAGCAAAGGGGACACACCACCAGUGCCAGGUGACAAUCUUUAUGUCAUGCCCCUGAAGCAUCUUCUACAGAAAAAAUGCAGGGGAUGGGGGUGGGAGGUAAUGAAACUAUCUUUUAUAUCUACAUCAUUACACCACAAAAUACUGUCAGCUGUCUCUCCUAUAAGACAAGCACAUGUACUUUGCACCAGGAAAUUGUUAAUUAAGUAAGAGCAAAAGUAUAUUCUUACAUGCGGGUUAAUCAGAGCUGAUUUCCCUGAGCUUAACACACUAUAGGCUUAACUCAAUCACGUGAAGCAGCAACAUCUCAGACCUUCUUUGUUCUGGAAACUUUGGACACGGAAGAUCCAGAUAUUUAGUGUUUUAUUUCUGAAACACCUCUUGGCCUUGCUCAGGAUGCACGAGACACUCUGGGUUCUCUAUUAGUGAACAUUAGCCUGUAAAGAGAAUAGUAUGUUACUACUGUGAGGCUGUAAAAUUAUUCAUUGACAGUGUAAAGAACUGUACCCAUUUUUUUAAAAAAAAAGAAAAAUAUUGCAUAUAAUAACUACUACACUGAAACAGCUAUCAUAGUUAUUCCAAUAAAAUUUUCUGCGUGGACUAACAUGAAGUAUAAUGCAUUGCUCAUUUUUAUUUACCUCAAAAUGGACUCAUCAAAAUGAAUAACUUAAGGGUAUAUGCAUUUCUAAUAAGUCUUUUACUAUUGGAUGAGCUCUUUAAAAGAAAAUGUUUGAUUGCAUUCAAGAACAAAGAAGCAUGACCUUUGUUGACUCCGGUAAUUUAUCAUGUGCCUAAUUUAAAUCCAGUUUUUAAGUGAAAUCAGUUAUCAGGUAAAAGUCAGUUAAGCUGAUAUAAUUAGAAAUAGCUGAGAGCGCAAAAGAGCAUUUUGAAUGUCCUAAUGUGUGGCAUAUCCUGUACGCUGAUUUGAGGUCAGAGACUUGGUAUUUUUGUAUAAUUCUAUCUUAUCUUGUGCUUCAGCUGUGUAUUUUACGUCAAGGCAAAUGAACUUCCUGUCUUAUAUGUUAAAUAAAAAAAUGACUCAAGAA
Messenger RNA from Oryctolagus cuniculus (rabbit), 10321 nucleotides. It is a transcript of the gene ITGA1, whose product is annotated as integrin subunit alpha 1. Gene Ontology annotation, cellular component: external side of plasma membrane; integrin complex. Lineage: Eukaryota; Metazoa; Chordata; Mammalia; Lagomorpha; Leporidae. Gene Ontology annotation, molecular function: integrin binding. Gene Ontology annotation, biological process: cell-matrix adhesion; integrin-mediated signaling pathway; cell-cell adhesion. The record is from RefSeq and is a predicted model, not a curated record.